Messenger RNA from Mauremys reevesii (Reeves's turtle), 2374 nucleotides. RefSeq names its product G-protein coupled receptor 143-like. Bases 229 to 1425 code for a protein of 398 amino acids. Gene Ontology annotation, molecular function: dopamine binding; L-DOPA receptor activity; L-DOPA binding. Gene Ontology annotation, cellular component: melanosome membrane; plasma membrane. NCBI's taxonomy places the organism in Eukaryota, Metazoa, Chordata, Testudines, Geoemydidae. Gene Ontology annotation, biological process: regulation of calcium-mediated signaling; melanosome organization; G protein-coupled receptor signaling pathway. The record is from RefSeq and is a predicted model, not a curated record. The transcript has 9 exons.
UGGAGCCACACACCAGGGCAGCCCCCCAGGCUUAGCCCCCAUACCCCUUUAAACUCUGCAGCCCCACCUCUCUUCCCCCAGUUUCUCUCAGGCACAGGCCAAGCUGCUCAUUAACAACCCUGCAGCCACCUGCUGCCUGGCUAUUUCUCUGCCCUGGUGGCCAGCUGGGCCCAGGUUCCCUGGGACCCUUUUGCAGGACGUACAGCCUGGCUCAGCCCCUCUCCCACUAUGGCCUCUCUGCAGCUCCAGCAGUUCUGCUGCCAAAGUCUCGCUACCCGCCUGGUGUGGCGCUUCCACCCGCAGGUGUGGAAUGGGCUGUGCCUGGGCAGUGCUGCGGUAGGCCUGCUCGGGCUGCUCCUGCAGGCUCUGGCCAGGCACCGCCGGGGCUGUGGCAAGGUGGCUAGCAGAGGCUCAGAGAGCAGGCUCCGUGCUGCCAGGGGGAUAGUAGCUGCCAUUACUGCCAGCAGCUGUCUGGGCACUGCAGGGAUCCUGAGCCGCUCUGUGCUGUGGCUAGCAGGCCCCCCCGGCUCUGCCAGCCAGCCUCCAGUGAAUGGGACAGCAGGCUUUGCUGGGCCACUCUGCACUCUGGCUGUGAUGUGGGUGCAGUACUUCUACACGGCUCACUUCUGGGCCUUGUUCUGCUACGCGCUGGAGGCUGUUCAGCUGCUGCGGAGACCUGCAGGCUGCAGGUCCCUGACUCCCUACUACUUGUUGUGCUGGGGCCUGUCCAGCACCCAGUGCCUGUGGGGCGUCCAGCAGCUCCUGUCCCCUGCCAGUGCCAGGUGUGACUCGCAGCGCCCACUGGCACAGGCCCUGGCUGUGGCUCACUACACUGCUGCCUACGUGCCGCUCUUGCUGGUCCUGCUGCUGAACCCGCUGCUUCUCAACAGGGCCCUCUGUGCAGCCACAGCCCUGCUGAGGGGGCAGACGGGCAGGUACACAGCCAGCGAGCGGCUCCAGGAGCAGCAGCUUAGGAGGAGAUUCACCAGCAUCACUGUUACCUUCACUGCCUGCUGGCUAGGGAAUGUGGUGAACGAUGGGCUGCUCCUGCUAGAGCCUGCAUGGUGCACGGAGACCCUGCGGCUGCUGCACGUGGCCAUCCGGACCUCCUGGAUCAUUGUGGCCAUCCUGAACCCCAUGUCAGGACUCCUGCUGUCUCUGGCGCUGGUGGGCUGGCAGCAGGCAGGGCAGCCGGCGGGCAGAGCUCUCCGCAGGGAUGAGCAGAGCAGCAGCGAGGACUCUCCUGAGCCUGUCCUGGGCCGUGUGGCUGUGCCUGGCCAGUUGCGGGCCCCCAACCUGCUCAGCCUCCUGACCUCCGGGGCAUCCCUGGAGUUACCGGUAAUCUCGGUGUGGCAGAGACAUGCGCUCUGCCCCCAGCCACGCUGCGAUGGACGGACGGCUGGAGGGAGCGGCAGGCGAAGCUGAGGGUGCCUGCCCCACGAGAUGGCUCCGUGAAGGGACAGACUGACAGCUGCUACGGUGUGAAUAAAGGCUGCUGGGCUCAAGCCCACUCGCUGCACCCCCCCAGCUUGGGCCAGGCUGGCUCGGGGGAGGGGGCCACAGCAUCUGCCUGGGCUGCCCGUGGAUUCGCUGCUUCCCAGGCUGGCGGGGGGAGCAGACUGUGGCUUUGGGCUUGAGCCAGCCAGGGCCCAGCAGGAAGAGCCCCUUGUCCUCGGAGCUUGCAGCCCAAACCAUGCUCCUGCCCCCGGCUCACACGAGGGGCUUCCUGGACUGGACUGGGGGGGGGGGGAGCUCUGCCUGCAUUUCUAACUACAGUGGGGAGAAGCUCAAACCCCUUCCCUCCCAGCUAUUCCAGCCUCUGUCCCCCUCCACCCAGGGCUAGGCUGGCUCUGCCCUCCCCCCCCCCCCAGCCUUGAAUUCAGGGGGUCAGGCAAGAGCGUGAGGGGAGAUGGUAGCUGGGGGGCACAGACGGGGGUGGGGGGAGGAUGCAGUGCACUAGCCCCAGGCUGCACCUAGCUGACUCAGCCAGUUUUAUCAUACCAGCUACCGCCCCCAGGCCUUGCCCAGCCCGGCAAGUCACUGCUGAUGCAACCUCCUCGCCACCCUGCUCCCACUACCAGCCACAACCAGCACGCCUGCUGGAGCAGCCGGGGCUCCCCCCGUAACCAGGGCCCAGCUCUGCCCCCCCCACAGUGCCCCCUGCUGGGAGAGGCUGGGCUGGAGCAGCCGAGGGCUCCCCCCCCCCGUAACCAGGGCCCUGCCCUGCCCCCCACAGCGCCCCCUGCUGGGAGACGCUGGGCUGGAGCAGCCGGGGGCUCCCCCCGUAACCAGGGCCCUGCCCUGCCCCCCCCCACAGCGCCCCCUGCUGGGAGACGCUGGGCUGGAGCAGCCGGGGGCUCCCCCCCACAGCCAG